Molecule: messenger RNA, 4606 nt
Organism: Meriones unguiculatus (Mongolian gerbil)
Lineage: Eukaryota; Metazoa; Chordata; Mammalia; Rodentia; Muridae
Gene: Ccdc88b
Product: coiled-coil domain containing 88B
Exons: 27
Coding region: 61-4458 (1465 amino acids)
Biological process (GO): cytoplasmic microtubule organization; cytoskeleton-dependent intracellular transport
Cellular component (GO): centrosome; cytoplasm
Molecular function (GO): microtubule binding; dynein light intermediate chain binding
Source: RefSeq, a predicted model, not a curated record
UCCUCUCAGAGCAGGUGUAGCUACCACAGCGUGACGGGGACUACACCCUGAGCCCCCAACAUGGAGGGGGCCAGGGGGCCCAGGCUCAGAGACUUCCUGGGUGGGAGUCUGGCCACCUGGGCGCUGGGGCUGGCUGGGCUGGUGGGGGAGGCAGAAGAAUCAGGGGGGACAGAGGAGGAGCAGGAGGAGGAGGAGGAGGGGCCUCUUUGUGUGGAGAAGAGAUUCCUGAGGCUGAGCGAUGGGGCCUUACUUCUUCGGGUGCUGGGCAUUAUUGCUCCCAGUUCCCGAGGAGGACUUCGGAUGGUCAGGGACCCUGAUGGUCCUGCAGCCUGUCGGAUGUGGAACCUCCAUCAUCUGUGGGCGCAGCUGAGAGCUUUCUACCAGGAGGAACUGCAGCUGCUGAUCCUGUCACCGGCCCCAGACCUGAAGACACUGGGGUUUGACCCUUUCUCAGAAGAGGCCGUGGACGAGCUGGAAGGCAUCCUUCGGUUGUUGUUGGGGGCCUCAGUGCAGUGUGAACACCGGGAGCUCUUCAUCCGUCACAUCCGGGGCCUCAGCCUUGAUGUCCAGAGUGAGCUGGCUGUUGCAAUCCAGGAGGUGACCCAGCCUGGUGCUGGUGUGGUACUGGCUCUGGCUGGACCAGAGCCUGGAGAGCUGGUGGCUGCGGAGCUGGAGAUGCAGUUACAAAGCCUGAUGGGGACAAUGUCCAGACUGGUGCGAGAGCGGGAUCUGGGGGCUCAGCGGUUGGUUGAACUGCUGCUGGAGCGGGAGCCUGCCCGCUUGCUGUUGCCAGAGGCUCCUGCUAACGUUUCUGCGGAGGCUCCCUCGCACCAUCUGGCUCUGCAGUUGACCAACGCAAAGGCCCAGCUGAGACGCCUGCGGCAGGAGGUGGAGGAAAAGGCUGAGCUGCUGCUGGACUCCCAGGCCGAGGUGCAGGGCUUGGAGGCUGAAAUUCGAAGGCUCCGCCAGGAGGUCCAGGCGUUGUCAGGACAAGCCAAGCGCGCGGAACUCUACCGCGAGGAGGCAGAGGCGCUGCGCGAGCGCGCCGGCCGCCUGCCACGCCUGCAGGAGGAGCUGCGGCGCUGUCGCGAGAAGCUUCAGGCCGCGGAGCAAUUCAAGAACCAGCUAGAGGAGGAGCGGGUGCUUUCUGGGGCCCUGGAGGCCUCGAAGGCCCUGCUAGAGGAACAGCUGGAGGUUGCCCGGGAGCGCUCAGCCAGGCUGCACGAGAGCCAGCGGGAGAACCUCCUGCUGCGCACGCGGCUGGGCGAGGCCCAUGCGGAGCUGGAUUCUCUGCAGCAUCAGUUGGAGCAGCUGGUGGAGGAGAAUGUGGGGCUGGAGCUGGAACUUCAGAGGAGCCUGGAGGCGACCCCAGGCUCCCCUGGGGAGGCGCCCCUACCGGGAACAGCACCCUCACUGCAAGAUGAGGUGAGGGAAGCGGAGGCUGGGCGGCUGAGGGCAGUGGAGCAGGAGAACGAGGAGCUUCGAGGUCUGCUGCAGAUGCUCCGGGGGCAGCUUGGCCGCCAGCACCCUCUGCUGGAGGAGCAGAGCAAGGACUCCACGCUUCCUGUGCCCAGUGAGGCUUCCGCAACUCCCCUGAGCCCAGAUCCCAGCCUCCAAAGCCAGGCUUGCCAGAUAGGAGGUGAAGGCCCUGAGUCUUUGGACUUGUCUUCCCCAACAUCAGACUCUGACGUCACAAGGUCAUCUGAGUGUCCCCCGGCGUCUGAUUCACACCCAGAGGUGGAGAGUCCUUUCCAGAUGGUUUCUCCAGAUCCCCACACCUCAGACCUAACUCCCCAAGAAUCAGACCCUCCUUUGGAGACACAUGAGUCCUUGGAGAAGUCCGGUCACAGAGUCUCUCUCCAGAGCCCCACUGUCCGGGCCCCACCACAGGGUCCAGAGAUCAGAACUGAAGUGCAGGAGUUGCUCGGAGAGAGGGAGGGAGCAAGCAGGGAGGCUCUCCAGGGAGAGUUGAUACCCGAGGCCCAGGUCCUGAAACAAGACGGCCCCGAGCACAGGCCCAGAUCUUCAGAGCUCAUCGUCCUGGAGCCUCUGAAGGAUCAGGAGACCCUGGAUCAGGGGCUACAGACAGAGGCAAGAGGCCCUGAACAGAAGCCCAAGGGCUUGGUCAGUAAACUGGCCCCUCAGAAACCGCAGCAGACAUCAGAAGGGGCGCCUGAUGCCUGGUCCGGGGAGGAGCGAGAGGAGCAGGCCAUCAGAGAGGAGGUGGCACAACUGAGGAGACAGGUUGCGGACCUUCAGGCUAAAGUGCAAGCCCAGGCCCAAAGACUGGAGGCCCGAAGUGCAGAGGCUGCCUGCCUCUCUGAGGAGCUGGCCCAAGCACGCAGAGCAGAGGCUGAGGCCCAUCAGGAGGCAGAGGCUCAAGCCCGGGAGCAGGCCCGUCUUCGUGAAGCGAUGGAUAUGGCCAGCCUAGAGCUGGAGGCUGCAUCUCGAGAGCGGGAGGCGCUGGCAGAGGCACUAGCAGCAGCAGGCCGGGAGCGGAGGCAGUGGGAACGUGAGGGGCCCAGGCUCCGGGCUCAAGUUGAGGCUGCGGAGCAGCAGGUGCAGGCUCUGGAGAGCCAGGUCCGCUGUCAUCUGGAGGACGCUGAGAGGGAGCACGUGGAGAAGCAAGCACUUAGGGAGGAGCUAGAGAGAGCUGUAGUGCGGGGUCAGCAGCUGGGAGCCCGGCUGGAGCACCUGCAGCGAGAGCUGGAACAGGCGGCCUUGGAGCGCCAGGAGUUCUUUCGAGAACAGGAGAGCCAGAACCAGAGGUACCAGGAUCUGGAGCAUCGAAUGGAAGCCGAGCUACAGGCAGCUGCCAUCAGUAAGGAGGAGGCGUUGAUGGAGAUCAAGGCGAAGACCCUGAAGCUGGAGGAGGAGCUGAUUCAGCUGCGCCAGUACUCUGCGGGCCUGGCGACUGAGGUGCAAGCUGAGCCUCAGGCCGCGGACACCCAGAAUGGUCGGCUUAUCGAGGUGGAGCGAAGUAAUGCCACGCUGAUGGCAGAGAAGGCAGCGCUGCAGGGGCAGCUGAAGCACCUGGAGGGGCAGCUGGGAAGCCUGCAGGGCCGGGCACAGGAGCUUCUGCUACAGAGUCAGCGCGCACAGGAGCACAGCAGCCGUCUGCAGGCUGAAAAGUCUAUGAUGGAGAUUCAGGGCCAGGAGCUGCACAGGAAGUUGGGGCUGUUGGAAGAGGAGGUUCGGGCGGCAAAACGGGCCCAGGAGGAGACCCGGGGGCAGCAGCAGGCUCUGCUUCGGGACCAUGAAACCCUGGCCCAGCUGCAGCGAAGGCAAGAGAUGGAGCUUGAGGGACUGUUGGUGAGACACCGAGAUCUCAAGACCAAUAUGCGUGUCCUGGAGCUGGCUCACCGUGAGCUUCAGGGCCGGCAUGAGCAGUUGCAGACCCAGCGGGCCAAUGUGGAAGCACAAGAGGCAGCCCUAUUAGCAGAGCGUGAACGCCUGACGCAGGAUGGGCAGAGGCAGCGGGGCCUGGAGGAGGAGCUGCGGAGGCUUCAGAACGAACAUGACAGAGCUCAGAUGCUACUGGCUGAAGUGUUUCGGGAGCGAGGGGAGCUCCAGGGUGAACGUGGGGAGCUGCGGGGCCGCCUGGCGAGGCUGGAGCUGGAGCGAGCACAACUUGAGAUUCAGAGCCAGCAGCUUCGUGAGUCCAACCAGCAGCUGGACCUGAGCGCCUGUCGGCUGACCACACAAUGUGAGCUGCUGACCCAGCUUCGCAGCGCGCAGGAGGAGGAGAACAGGCAGCUGUUAGCUGAGGUACAGGCCCUGAGCCGGGAGAACAGAGAGCUGCUCGAGCGCAGUCUGCAAAGUCGUGACCAUCUGCAUCGAGAGCAGCAGGAGUACCUAGACCAGCUUAACGCCUUGCGCCGUGAGAAGCAGAAGCUGGUGGAGAAAAUCAUGGACCAGUACCGUGUGCUGGAACCUGGGCCGCUGGCCCGCACCAAGAAGGGCAGCUGGCUGGCAGACAAGGUGAAGAGGCUGAUACGGCCCCGGCGGGAGGGGGCCCUCCCUGGGGGGCCACGCCUGGGGGCCGAUGGGGCUGGCAGCACGGAGAGCCUGGGGGGCCCCCUGGAGACGGAGCUCCCUGAGGGCAGGGAGGCAGAUGGGACAGGGUCUUCAUCACCGGCACCCAUGCGCCGCGCCCAGAGCUCUCUCUGCCUGGGAGGGGAGACCCUGGCAGGUGGGCAGCAGCGGCGUAGACUCAGUUCCCGGUUCCCUGGGGGAAGAAGCUCUGAGUCAUUUAGUCCAGGGGACACCCCAAGACAGCGGUUCCGACAGCGCAGGCCAGGCCCCCCGGGGGCACCCAGUGCCCACAGCAAAGGAUCCGGUGUGGAAUGGGAUGGCUCCAGUAAGACACUCCCGGAACAUGAAGCAGAUGCCAGUCGAGAGGCCCUCCAGGAGCAGAACCCGGAGAAACUGCUCUCAACCCCUUCCGUCAGCCAGUGACACUGUGAGGACAGAAGGCUUUGGAGUGCAACCUUCUACCCAUUGUAGGUUCAGUGGGUCUCCCAGGCAGUCCAACUGGGGGACCCAGGGACCCCAGCAAGCAUCCUUGGACAAAGAUGCCUGGUCUCCCAGGAGCCCCACAACAUAC